AGUCCCUCCACAGAAGAACCGAAGAAAGGAGAUCGCAGGAACGAAGCCGAGGUGAGAUCAGGCAAGCUGUUUCGACGCACGCUUCUUCGGCUUAGCGCAGCGAGAAGGACGGCCGCAAUGUCGGCACCGGGGAAACCGUGGCAGAACCACGCUGCGCUGUCUCGGCCCUUGUACGCCUAUGAUCUCGGCCCGAGCCUCGCGAAGAGCCUCGUGCCGAGGAGCUAUGACGCCAUCAUCGAUACGGCAAAGGCCAGCGCGGUGCCUGUAUCUGAGGCGUCGCAAUCACAAGCACAGCCAACAGAGACAAAUGGCAGCACAGGUGGCUGCACAUUGUGCCCUGGAUGUCCUUCGCUGCCGAGCCCUGCGCAUCUCCGUGCCCAUCUAAGGUCGGAUUGGCACCGGGAUAACCUCGCGCUUGCUCGGAGAGGCGGUGGCAAGCUCGUCGAUGAAGAGCACUUUGCAAGCCAGAUCGAAGAGCUCGACUCAGAGGAGACGGCAUCAAGUUCGGAGGACGACGAUGGACGAGCGAGACCGCCAGUCGAUGUCGUCCGACAGCUUCUGGCCAAGCUCAAGGUGUCAGGAUCAAGCGAGUCUGUAGAUCUGUCGUCUGACGAAGAAGGAGAUGGUCUGCUCGACUACCGAUCAGCACGGGCGGCAUUGACGGCCAAGGAGCCUUUUCUCUGGUUUGUCACCAAGCCAGAUUCGCCAAGCUUCAUCGAGCAGACGCAGCUGGGCAUCCUGAGGACCCUCUUCGCCGACGCUGAGGACUCGCAUGGCGGGCAAGGCUGGCAGGUGAGGGCACUUCAGAAGAUGCAGGCUGCGCGUCUGCCUGCCUUGCCCAGCUGGGUUGGGGGUCAGGCGAGAAAAAGUGGCAGCGCGACGGUCAAGAGACUAAAGGGAGACAGUGGCGUCGAUGAGGCAGCGAGCCUCCUUGGGGCAGCUUUUUUGGACGCAAAGGGUGUUCUUGGGGGCGGCGAAGAGUCUAGUGGGAGCGAGGAGAGCGAAGGCGAAGGCGAAAGCGAAGAAGUUGCCUCCUCUACCUCGACGACACUUCCACCUCUCAAGAAGUGGACCAUCAUCCUGAUGGGCGGCGGCCACUUUUCCGCCUCGAUCAUCGCUCUGAACCCGUACGAAUCUGUUACGUCGAAGAAAAAGGCGACGACUGAGCGUCAGAUGCUCGUCCUGGCCCACAAGGCGUCCCACCGCUACACGACGCGAAGGAAGCAGGGUGGUGCACAGUCUUCGCAGGACGCCUCGGGCAGGUUUGCAAAGAGCGCAGGCGCCCAGCUUCGUCGAUACGGAGAGCAGGCCUUGGGAGAAGAGGUUCGGGCGCUCCUUGCGACGUCGAGGUGGAGAAAGGGGAUCGAGGAAAGCGAGAGGGUGUGGAUCAGAGCAGGCGGACGGAGCGCAAGGGGCGUUCUUUGGGGCUGGCCUGGUGCGCAGACUUCCCCGCUCGAAGGUCCCAGGCAGGAUGGAAGGUUGCAGUCAUUGCCGAUUGCUACGACGCGCAAGCCGACCGUCGGCGAGACGCUGAGAUGCUUUGCUGAACUGACGAGGGUCAAGGUCCGCCAUGAGACGGAAGAGGAGAUGCAGCGGCGCGACGCUGAAUACAAGGCACAGCUCGAGGGUAGCGCAAGGGAGAGACAGGAGCGCAAGGAAAAAGCAAGGCGAGAGCUGCAGGCCAAACAAGCGCAGAUCAAGGAGGCAAAGCCGAAGGUACCCGUGUUGGACGAAGAGGAGAAAAGAGCAAGGGAGCGAUUCGCAAGGCUGGUGGAAAUGAUCAAGAAGGGGCGACUGGAGGCGAUGGUUUCACAUCUGCAGAAGCACGAGCCAGAACUUCUGAGUGGCCGCGAGGCAGGAGGAGAACCCGACGACGCAGACGAAGCUUCUGUACUCGCACGCAAGCGCAUCAACGGUGCCCUGCCGACGUGGUGGCGAGUCGAGGAUGCCCGUUCCAAGUCUGUCCUCCUCCCUCCAUCGGACAAGCCAGUGGACCUGUCGACAGUCCCUACUGCCUCAAGCCAGCUCGUUCCCAGUACGAUACUGCACCUCGCUGCAGAGUCAGGCCACGAAGCUAUCGUAUCGUACCUGUUGCAAGAUCGUCGGGCCGAUCCGACACUCGCUAUUGCUCCCCCUCCUCGGUCUGAUGCCUCUCAAGAUGCGCUCGACGAGGGAGAGACCAGUGGAGCAUUCCCUCGACGAACGGCAUACGACGUCUGCAGCUCCAAAGCAGCCCGCGACGUAUUCCGAAGGAUGAGCGCCACGCAUCCGGACCUUUGCGACUGGAAGGAGGGCGCGCGCGUGCCGAGCGCCUUGACUGACGAGAUGGUGGCUUCUAACGAGAAGAAGAGCGCUCUUAAAGAACGUGCGAGAAUGCGCGAGGCCGAGGAACAGCGCAAGGAAGCAGAGGCACACGAAAAGGAGCAAGAGGCGAAUAUCAAGGAGCAAGAGGCGCGCAAGAGGCAGUUGCAGGCUUCACUGCCUAGCAGUGCCGUCAAAAAUCGAUUGGGAGGGAGCAGCGCCGCGCCAGCGUCAUUGAUCAAGAAGAGGGAUGACGCAGCUGGAUUGACGCCAGAAAUGAAGGCCCGCAUCGAACGCGAAAAGCGGGCUAGGGCAGCAGAGGCUCGCAUGAAGGCCCUGCAGGGCGGGAGCAGCAGUCAAUGAAGUAGACAAUUUCAUUUCUAGAGCAAGUAAUAGAAGACGCAUACAACAC
This is a messenger RNA of Acaromyces ingoldii, 2713 nucleotides long. RefSeq lists its product as hypothetical. The transcript has 2 exons. Bases 118 to 2664 code for a protein of 848 amino acids. Lineage: Eukaryota; Fungi; Basidiomycota; Exobasidiomycetes; Exobasidiales; Cryptobasidiaceae. The record is from RefSeq and is a predicted model, not a curated record. Gene Ontology annotation, molecular function: protein binding.